Messenger RNA from Gaeumannomyces tritici R3-111a-1, 2303 nucleotides. RefSeq lists its product as hypothetical. Gene Ontology annotation, molecular function: hydrolase activity; ATP binding; DNA binding. Bases 112 to 2106 code for a protein of 664 amino acids. Lineage: Eukaryota; Fungi; Ascomycota; Sordariomycetes; Magnaporthales; Magnaporthaceae. The record is from RefSeq and is a predicted model, not a curated record. The transcript is spliced from 2 exons.
GAUUCUUCUUCAAGUUCCCCAACGAAAAAAAAAAGAAAAAAAAGGAGAGAAAAAGGUCAGCCGCAGAAAACAAACAAAUUGAAACCUCUCAAACAUUCUUGAUGUUGGGCCAUGCUCCAGCAUGUAACAAAAUGGCUCCUCCCGCGGCUGCCUCCGGCUAGCAGACGCGGCCUGGCCACAUUUUCACCGAGCUUGCUGCCUGUAAUGCCGCAUCGACCUCACGCAAGCCUGCCCAAGGUCGUUCUGCGUGAGUACCAGGAGGAGUGCAUCCAAGCUGUCCUCGCCUCUUUGGAGAAUGGCCAUAAGCGUCUGGGCAUUUCUCUGGCCACGGGAAGUGGGAAGACAGUCAUAUUCACACAGCUAAUUGAUAGGGUGGCACCCGUCUCCGACUCUGGCACUCAGACGCUGGUGCUGGCUCACAGGCGCGAGCUCGUCGAGCAGGCGGCUCGGCACUGUUCCCAUGCCUAUCCAGACAAGACCGUUGAGGUCGAGAUGGGCUCACUCCACUCCACAGGUGUCGCCGACAUCACGGUGGCCAGUAUCCAGAGCAUCACCUCGGGGGACCGCUUGUCCAAGUUCGACCCGGGCCGGUUCAAACUCUUGCUCGUGGAUGAGGCUCACCACAUCGUCGCCCCAGGCUAUAUGCGGACGCUGGAUCAUUUCGGCCUGGCCACCAAGCGCCCGGACUCGCCGCAUCUCGUUGGUGUCUCGGCCACCUUCUCGAGGUUCGACGGCCUCAAGCUUGGGGCCGCCAUUGACGAGAUUGUCUACCACCGUGACUACGUCGACAUGAUUGAAGACAAGUGGCUCUCGGAUGUGCGCUUCACAACGGUCGAGUCCUCUGCCGACAUCUCCAGGGCACGGUCGAGCGCCAGCGCCGACUUUCUGCAGUCGGAGUUGUCUCGUGCCGUCAAUACGGAUCAAGUUAACGAGAUUACCGUCCGCAGCUGGCUGGCCAAGGCAAAAGGUCGCAAGUCCACUCUCGUCUUUUGUGUCGACCUGGCUCAUGUCGCUGGCCUGACGCAGAGGUUUCGCGAGUACGGCAUCGAUGCCCGUUUCGUCACCGGCGACACACCCAAGCUCGAAAGAAGCGAAAGGCUAGAAGACUUCAAGGCUGGGAAGUUCCCUGUUCUUGUCAACUGCGGGGUGUUCACCGAGGGAACCGAUAUCCCCAACAUCGACUGCGUCGUGCUGGCGAGGCCAACCAAAUCACGGAACCUCCUUGUCCAGAUGAUUGGCAGGGGAAUGAGACUGCACCCGGACAAAGUCAACUGUCAGAUAAUCGACAUGGUAUCCAGCCUCGAGACUGGCAUAGUCACUACCCCAACGCUGUUUGGGCUCGAUCCUGGCGAGCUUGUCGAUGACGCGACAGCAGACGACCUUCAGAAUUUGCAAGAACGUAAAUCUGAAGAGAAGGAGAGGAGCGAGCGAGUGGCCCAAGCUGUUCCAGGGGGUGGUCAGAAUUACCCGUCAGUUUCUGUGUCGUUCACGGACUACAACUCUGUGUUUGACCUGAUAUCCGACACUUCUGGGGAGAAGUUCAUCCGCGCGCUCAGCCCGUAUGGCUGGGUUCACGUGGGCCCGGAUCGCUACAUCCUUUCUGGCCCGACGGGGACGUAUCUGAGAAUCGAGAAGAUACCUGUGGAUGAGAUGGGUGACAAGGUCAAGUCCCCGCUGCCCGAGGCAUGCUUCCGAGCGGUCGAGGUGCGGCACCUUCCGCUGCCUGCGCUCUCCAAGAGUCCCUUCGCGCCCCCGAGAGAGAUUCUCAAGGCGGCAACGUUCCCCGACGCGGUACACGGUUGCGACAAGUAUGCGUCCGAGAUCUUCCCUUUCCAGUUCAUUUCAACAAACCAAAAGUGGCGGAAUGGGCCCCCAACUCAGGGGCAGCUGGACUUCCUCAACAAGGUUAGGGGCAAACAGGAGCCUCUUACCAUGAGCGACAUCACCAAGGGCAAGGCUGCAGACAUGAUAACCAAAAUCAGGCAUGGAGCACGUGGCCGGUUUUCUGAGAUCAAGGCGGAGACACGGCGCAAGGAAAAGCACGCGCUUGCUUUGGAGGAACGCAGGCGUCGUGAGACGGUGACUGUAGGCCCAGUAGCAAGUUGAGGCAGAGAAUCAUAGUCUGUAUGAGGGCUCCUAGAGCUUUCUUACCCGCCCAUCUGUUGAUUGUAUGCGGCCUUCACAAAACCUGCCGGCGCCGGGUGUGACUUGGAAUCACCUCUUGUCGAGAGGCGCGGCAGAAGAAACACCUUUAUAGUAUAUCUCAGCCCUGACAAAAUAACGACUCGCUCCUCAUUCACAAA